Messenger RNA from Anopheles cruzii, 522 nucleotides. RefSeq lists its product as uncharacterized. Gene Ontology annotation, molecular function: RNA binding. NCBI's taxonomy places the organism in Eukaryota, Metazoa, Arthropoda, Insecta, Diptera, Culicidae. Gene Ontology annotation, biological process: mitochondrial translation. The record is from RefSeq and is a predicted model, not a curated record. Gene Ontology annotation, cellular component: mitochondrion; mitochondrial ribosome; nucleoplasm. The coding region runs from base 115 to 477 and encodes 120 amino acids. The transcript is spliced from 2 exons.
GAAACCGGGAAAAGGUAAUGUUUACCGAAACGAGAAACCAAUAACAUAAGCAUUUAUUCUGGCCAAUAUUAGUUCCAUUCAGGAGUACAUAGAGCGAUUAAACACUUGCGCAAGAUGCGUACGGCCACGGCGCUGUUGCGGAUUCGCAAACCCCAGAACGAAUCGGACGUGCCCUUUCAGGAGAUGCUGCCACUACGGCUAAAAAAUCAUGUCAGCGGCAAAACGGACAAAACGAGCGACGUGGCGUGCCUUCAGGAGAUGGCCAUACUGUUUUCCUGCAUGAAAACGAACGAUUUCAACGAAAGUCUGUGCACGAAGGAAGUGGGCAGCUUCCAGCGGUGCUACAAAGGGUUCCUAGACAAGAAGACGUUGAAGAAAGAAACCUCCAGCAAGGGUAUGCUAGUGGCCGGCAAGGACCUUAAUUAUAAGCAGCUGAACAAAGUGCUUAAAAAGUACCCAACCUCUGCGCAAAAGUAGAGCAGUGUUCUCGUGUGUGUCGCAAUUGUGUAAAUGUAGCGAAAU